AUGGAAGUGUAUGCCAAUGGAUUAAUGGAGGAAAACGGUGGGACAACUGUGGCGCCAGUGAUGACACCGUCAACUACCACUGCAGCAACGCUAGAUCUCUCGUCACAGCAGCAGAACAGUUAUAUUUUCGGAGUUGCAGAUGAUAAAUCAGAAAGUCCACCAUCACUAAAGGAUGAUAAAAAUGCGGGGAUCAGUUCCAGUACGAAUAUAAUGGGAAAUGACAUAAGUUCGACGCGAUCACCAAGUCCAUUACUUGAUGUCGGAAUGAUACCAAGUGUUGACAGUUCUGUUUGUCCAUACUGCGGCAAACAAUAUAGAAAGCCUCGAGUAUUGGAUUGUCUUCAUUCAAUGUGUGAAGAUUGCAUAAUAGCCCAACUGGAUGGACGACGAGAAGGUGAAUCAGAGCGUGCAAGAAUCGCAUUAACGAUGGAUUUCGAACUAGAAAGCACAUGUGAGAUGAGGCCAACACCGCCAGGAGUCAUUAGGUGUCCAACGUGCCAUCAGGAAAGUCACGUAGGAAAUGAUGUCCGAUUUGUGAAUCACCUCUUGCUUGAUUUUGUUCGCUUGCAUGAAGUUGAUGGUGUAAGCGCUGUAAAAGGUACACGGACAUGUCGUGCAUGUAAGAGUGAACAGCUUGCAAUGGCCGUGUGCAAGCAAUGUGCAAGUGAUUUGUGCAAAAAUUGUUAUCAAGCACAUCGUGAUAUGAAAUUAUUCGAUGGACACACGGUAUUAACGUACACUGAAUUGGCACAGAAUCCGUCGGAAUUGCCUCGUGAUCCAGUGAUGUGUGUGUUGCAUCCCCAAAUGCCAUAUUCACUUCUUUGUGCUACUUGUGAAUCACCAAUUUGUGGACAGUGCCAUGCAGAUCAUGCUGACAUCAGACACCAUAAUUUGGUAAAUAUCGAUGAAACAGUAGCUAAUUUGGUCAGACUCGAACUAAAGGAUAUUGCGAAUGGGGCGGAAGCCAAGUCAAAAACUGUGGAAGCUGCUUGUAAUUCUGUGCCAACCCGCCAGCGCGUUCUUACUGAACAGUAUGAAGCAAUUAAAACAGAAAUAGAAGAUACCUUUAGUGAGUAUCAUAAAGCAUUGGAUGCAAUGAAGGAGCAUUUGUUAUGUAAACUGGAUAAAUCACGCGAUGAUCAGGAAACAGAUCUGAAUAAUCUGAAUCGACGAGUUAAUGUUACCACCGUGAAAAUUGCCGAUGCUGUUGCUUUUACUCACCGAAUUGUGGAAAAGGGCUCUGCAGUAGAAGUUCUUGUGAGUCGAAAGAAAAUCCGUCAACAACUGACAGCUCUUACACGUAGUAUGCCUGAUAUGAGUAGUACGACAGAACUUACGUUCAGCAAGACUCCAUACGUCCAAUUUUACAACAAAUUGAGCAGUAUUGUUGGUGAUAUCAACACACGGUUAGUGUCAGAUGUUGGAAAGGCAGAUGUAAUGAUAUCGUCGCUGCUAUCAGACUCAAAUUCCGUGAAACAUCUUAAUGCAAUCCGUGCUUAUCCGUCGGAUAACUCACCAACGCAAACAUCAGCAUCUGGAAGUCUGUGUACAACACCUGCACCUGUUGGACAAUUUCGUGGUCCAGGAGCAAUUGGUAUGGAGCGUCGUAAUAAGCCGAUCACCACUUCAACAAGCAGCUCAGUUGUAGAUUUUACUGAUGGCUGGCCACCAUCUAGUAUACCACCAGAGCCAAGCAGUCCUUCUCCAACUGUUGAUUUUCAGGGCAAGAAAAGUUUGUUGGACAACAGUGGCAGCUCGUCUUUUUAUAAUUGGCCACCAAGUUCAAAUCCACAGUCAGAAACACGUGUCGCAGGCCCAUCCGCAUUACCACUUCCACAUGCUCCGGUUGCCAGUCUGACUGCUGGAAAACAGUUGCCCAUAACAGCGAAUAAUUUUCUGAUGCCACGAGGAGUGAAUUCAUGGGUGGUAAUUUGUUAUGCUUUGUAUUGUUCAACUUGA
Molecule: messenger RNA, 1959 nt
Organism: Acanthocheilonema viteae
Lineage: Eukaryota; Metazoa; Nematoda; Chromadorea; Rhabditida; Onchocercidae
Source: the annotation of a GenBank genome assembly